This is a messenger RNA of Pundamilia nyererei, 2063 nucleotides long. RefSeq names its product TGFB-induced factor homeobox 2 (gene tgif2). Bases 269 to 1963 code for a protein of 564 amino acids. The transcript has 3 exons. Gene Ontology annotation, molecular function: DNA binding. NCBI's taxonomy places the organism in Eukaryota, Metazoa, Chordata, Actinopteri, Cichliformes, Cichlidae. The record is from RefSeq and is a predicted model, not a curated record. Gene Ontology annotation, biological process: regulation of DNA-templated transcription.
GGAGCGACAGAAGACAGCCAACAUUUAUCUUUGCAAGAAAGCGAAGAGUGCGGUGGAAAUGUGACUUUUGUUUUCUCCUCACCUCCGUGCGGCACAACUCUAGCGGCGACGGCUUUUAGUUUUUUUGGAGUCGGGACGAGAGCACCAACACCUUCGGCGCCUUGGAAGAAAGUGUCGCUGUGUCAACCAUCGUUUGGCUCCCGGGCACGCUUUGUAACAACGAGCAACUUGGACAGCUGCGUGUUUUCCAUACAGCUAUCGACAAAGAAUGAAAGCAGUCAAAAGAGCUCUCACAGAGGAUACUUGCCCGGAGCGUGAGGAGCACACCUCAGCGGACAGCGAUGAUGGCUCCCCGCUCGACCUGUCAGGAAGGGGGCUCUCUGGGAAGCGCCGUCGCCGUGGUAACCUGCCCAAGGAGGCGGUGCAGAUUCUCAAGAGCUGGCUGUACGAGCACCGCUUCAACGCCUACCCUUCAGAGCAGGAGAAACAAAGUCUGUCGAGCCAAACCAGCCUCACGGUGCUGCAGAUCUGUAACUGGUUCAUCAACGCACGUCGCCGCCUGCUCCCUGACCUGCUUCGCAAGGAUGGCAAAGAUCCCACCAAGUUCACCAUCUCUCGCAAGGUUGUAGGUAGAAAUGAGGGCCACUCCUCUCCCAACCCAUUGCCGGAGCGCCCAUCUGUCAUUCAUUCUGCCCCUGUUUUCGACCUCGGUGUUCUCGGAAGCACAGCAACAGCUAUUCUGACAGGAGCAGGUUACCCUGGUAAGGAAGUGUCAGUCCAGGCACUGAUGAAGCUGGAUGCACAAAGUCUGCUGAUGAAAGUGAAAGAACAGGGGCCUUAUUUGGCAAGUCUUGCCAGCAGAAAUACAGCAGCUAGCACCACCAAUGGCCUCUUCAACACACCUCCACCAACUCCUCCAGAUCAAUGCGCUCCCCCGGACUUUAGUGCUUUGCGCCUCCUCGCAGAUGUAGCUGCGCAGAAAGCUAUAGAGCUGGAAAACGAAAUGAAGCUGAAGAGCCAGAAUAAACCCACAGAGACUGAACAAGCAGAGUCACAGAGCAGCACUUGUAACCGAGAGAUAGGCCUCACACCUCCUCCAGAAGACAACCAACAAGUCUUGGAUCCUUCCAGGGUGCAGCAUCUAAUGGAGACAGCUAUGACCGUUCCAGCAUCAGAUGUGCCUUCGGGAAAGGAUUCGGUGCCUGCGAGCACAGAAGCAUCUCUUCCAGUCCCAGCUCCAGUCUUUUUCUCAGCUCCAGGGAUAUCACCGCUUCAUAUGAAUAAAGUCAUCGUUUGCCACAUAGAGCAGGAUCCGCCUCAACUUCUUACAGCCCAUCUGCCAACCAUGAUGCCAGUACCUGCCUUAGUCUUAAAACAGCAAGAUCCUCACAAACCAGUAGCUGCUCCAGCCUCACCAGCUUUAGCCUUCAGCUCAGUUGCAACUCCGUUGUCCACUACAUGUCCUGCAAGUGUGCCGGGCUCAGUGCCAUCCCCAGUCCUUCUGCCAGUCACAAAUGUAUCUUCCGUCUCUGCAAAUCAGGAGUUAUCCACAAAUGUAGCUGUUGUUCCACCCACCAGAGGAAUACCACUUCAGCUGCCAUGUCCCAGGUCCCCCUCAACUCCAGUUGCAGUAGCAUGCCCACUGCCAUCUUCAGCUGUCAUGUCUUCUGAAGCCCCAGUUACAAGCCCAGCAUCAGCCUCUGCCCAGGUUUCAGCCGCUGCCUCAGUUUCGCCCCAGUCCGCAUCCAUCACACCUCCUCUUGGCCUCAGUUCCCAGCACACCGCCUCCCAGCAGCCCAUGUCCCCGAGCAGUACCAGCACAAGUAGCAGUAGUUCACAGAGGAAUUCAGCUUCUGUGCCCCGUGUUUGGAGCAUGGUCACCAGGCAAAGCCGCUCCCUGGGGAAAACCCCCAUUAGUGCCGUGUGGGGCCCACUGCACCCAGUGAGUGAAACUGUCAACUAGGAGCUCUUUUAAAAAAAUAUAUAUAGUUGUGUAGACCAAACACUAAUUUUAGUAUGGACAACACUAUAUUGGAGAAUGUAUUAUUAUUAUUAUUUUUUUU